Priceomyces carsonii is the source of this 885-nucleotide messenger RNA. RefSeq lists its product as uncharacterized. Bases 1 to 885 code for a protein of 294 amino acids. The transcript has a single exon. The record is from RefSeq and is a predicted model, not a curated record. Lineage: Eukaryota; Fungi; Ascomycota; Pichiomycetes; Serinales; Debaryomycetaceae.
AUGAGCUAUCUAUCUCAUCUGAUUCCUGGAUCAUACCCUGAUUCAUCUAGAGCAGUUGAAAGACAGCCAUCUUCGAUGUCGCUAAGAAAUACUACCGCAAGUGCUAUUAUAGACAAGGAGAAUGCGAACACUUUUGAAAAGAAACAAGUAUUCAAUCAAAGAAGAAAACUACAACAUAAUUUGAUCUCACAGCUAGAUACUUCAGUGUAUUUUUUGGUCGGCUACCAAUUCAUAAAAUAUUGUCACUCAGCUUGUAUUGUUCCUGCCAUAUUUCAUAUAGCUAUUCAGAAAUUUUUGGGUUGUGAUUCGGUUGCCUCUUCUGAGGGCGUACAUACUAUGAUGGCUGCAAUCAAUUACCGGGCAGGUGAGGAUUCAGAAGCAAGAAAUAAAGUAAUCAGAGCUGUUAUAAGUAAAACAAGUUUAACUAUCUAUUGCAAAUCGGUCUUUACCUUUCUCUAUCAUAUCUUAUUUGUCGGCAUAUGGGUACUACCUGUGGUAACUAGAGGCACUCAAAAUAUUGAAAAUGGUACUUGGUGGUUCGUUUCCUUUAUUGGUGAAGGUGUUACUAAUGACAUAGAAUCUUCUUCGAAUACGUGGAUUAAAUUGGCAAAGCUAGGACUCCCAGGUCUCUUGUUGACCGAUCUUUUGAUUUUAUUAAUUCAAUUAAUCCUAUACCAAUGCAUAUUCAAACAAUCCAAUUUGAUCAUUAAGGAUAGAAUAUUAAAUGAGAAUGAGAAUGAGAAUGAAGAAUACGUGUUGCGAUCUUCUGCUGAGCAGUUUUCAAAUGUUAAUCUUAAUCCGAUAGAAGAUGACAAAGUUCCUAUGAUCUUAACAGUAAAAUUGUUCGAGGCAUUUGAUUCGAAAUCAUUUCGAUUAAACCCUUAA